Molecule: messenger RNA, 6197 nt
Organism: Sardina pilchardus (European sardine)
Lineage: Eukaryota; Metazoa; Chordata; Actinopteri; Clupeiformes; Clupeidae
Product: zonadhesin-like
Exons: 26
Coding region: 95-5914 (1939 amino acids)
Cellular component (GO): extracellular matrix; membrane
Molecular function (GO): protein binding
Source: RefSeq, a predicted model, not a curated record
AGGGCGACGAGGACCAGGACUCACUCACAGCUCCCCCUCCACACACACACCUGGCCACUGAACGCUAUCAGACGGGCGGUAGCGACAGCGCAUCAUGGCAAGAGGCACAGGUCUGUGGCUGCUCUCGGCAGUGACCUGCCUGAGUGUCCUUCACAGGGAGGUUUACGCAAGAUUUGAUGACAGCAACUCAUCCGUUACACUUCCAAAAUGGAGGACAAGUGCAGAAUAUAUAACACAAUGUGAUUUCAACGACAACCUCACGCCACUUUGUGGUUGGAAUGCAGCAGGGCUGCUGCGAACGCCGAGUGGAGAAGGGGAGUACCACCUUGUGAUGGAUGAGGCUGUGAUGAGCCCCUCUGGGCUUGGCCGCCUAGAGAGUGAGGUCCUCAAUGGGUCCGAGGCGUCGUGCCUGGAGUUCUGGUACCACGUGCCAGCUGGCCACAACGGCACAGAGCUGAGGGUCCUCCUGAGGCGUGCAGACACGGACGCGGGGGAGACGCAGCUGUGGAGCUCGUCCGCCGCAGAGGACACCGACGCCUGGAGGCAGGAGUUCCUUCCCCUGGGUCAGUCUGGGGAGAUGGGCAUGCAGGUGGUAUUUGAGAUGGCCCAAGAUCUUCCUGAGGAUGGGGAGGUCGCCAUUGAUAAAGUUGGAAUCAGGAAAGGACAGUGUGGGGUGCAGUGUCAGGAUGGGACUGAGUUCUGGACAGACGAGGCCACCCGUUGUGUGUGCAGAGGGGGCCGACUCUCGUGUUCCCCGGCCACCUGCCCAGAGGGACACACCUGCGCCCGGUCGACCAGCGGCCCUGAACUCUCCGGCACCUGCGUCGCCCACAGAAAGCCUCGCUACACCACGUUCGACGGGGUCAACUUCCGCUUCGUGGGGCCCUGCACCUACAUCCUGGCCAAGACCUGCGACGAGGGAGCGUCGGCGCAGCCUCUGCCCUUCGCCGUGGAGGCGGAGAACGAGCAGCGCGGGAACUCGUCCGUCUCGUCCGUCCAGCAGGUGAACGUGGACAUAAAGGGUGUCCACCUGUCCAUGCUGAGGAAGGAGUUCAAAAGAGUUAUGGUGAACGGCAUGUGGAGACGUCUUCCCUUGAGGCUGAGCGAAGGGACCGUCACGGUCAAAAGAAAAGGAGGCAUGGUGAUUGUGGAGACAGACUUCCUGUUGACCGUGUCCUACCACGCCUCUGGGGAGGUGCGGGUGGCGGUUCCCGGCCAGUACUCGGGCAAGCUCUGCGGCAUGUGCGGCAACUUCAACCACGUCAAAGAGGACGACUUCACGCGGCCGGACGGCUCGCUGGCGGCCGACGCCGACACCCUGGGCCAGAGCUGGCAGAGCGGCAGCACCCGGUGCGAGGCGCCCGUCCUGCCCAGCGUGUGCCAGGGCGAGGAGGCGCUGCAGUACGCCGAGGAGCCCUACUGCGGCACCAUCCUGGCGGCCGACGGCCCGUUCGCCGCCUGCUCGGCGGCCCUGAGCGCCGAGAGCUUCUUCGCCAGCUGCGUGCUGGACAUGUGCACCACCCACGGGGACCCGGAGACCCUGUGCGACCUGCUCCACACUUACGCCAGCACCUGUCGCCAGGCCGGCAUCGCCGUGCCCCAGUGGAGAAACAGCACCUUCUGCCCUCUGGUGUGUGGUGCGAACAGCCACUAUAACGCCUGUGCCAGUGGCUGCCCCGAGGUCUGCUCCAGCUCGGACGUGGCAGAGUCCUGCGGAGGGCAGUGCGAGGAGCGCUGCGAGUGUGACCCCAGCUUCAUGCUGAGCGCAGGGCGCUGCGUGCCCGCCCGCGACUGCGGCUGCUGGGUGGACGGGGAACACUAUGAGAAAGGUGAGACGUUCAUGGCGGGGCGGUGUGACAGGCUUUGCCAGUGCAUGGGCCAGGACAACGCCCUGUGCUCCGCCUCGUCCUGCUCCGCCGACCAGGUCUGCAAGGUCAGGGACGGGGUCAUGGGCUGCGAGCGCUCCGAGCCGGUCACCUGCUCCGUCUACGGCGACCCCCAUUACAUCACCUUCGACGGCAAGGCCUACAACUUCCAGGGCAGCUGCAACUACACGCUGGCGAAGACGUGCGGCUCCACGCCCGUUCAGUUCAGCGUGACCACCCGCAACCAGAACGCGGGGCGUCCCACCUGGUCAGCGCUGGAGUCUGUGGCCCUGGAGGUGGACGGCCUCCACAUCGCCAUCAGGACGGGCAAAAGGGUCUAUGUAAAUGGAGCUGAGGUUUCCCUACCAAUGGCACCUAACGCUGCCAUCAACAUAGUCUCUGAUGCAUCAUACGUCCACCUACGCACCAACUUUGGACUGUCCCUCCUCUUUGACGGCGAGCACCGUCUCUUCCUCCAAGUGGACGAGCGCUACAGGGGGCAGAUGUGUGGCCUGUGCGGCACGUACUCCGGCAGCCAGUUUGAUGAUUUCGUGACCCCCGACGGGGAGCUCCUCGGAAGGCCAGACCCGUUUGGGAACAGCUGGAGGGUAGCAGACAUCGACUGGACUUGCACAGACGGAUCCCCCGUCCAGCCGACCUGCGCCCCCGAGCUGCAGCAGCAGGGCUUCCAGGAGUGCCGUAAGCUGUUCGGGGACGCCUUCAUGGCCUGCCACAUGUCCGUGCCCCCGCAGAUCUACGUGGACAGCUGCGUGUACGACCACUGUGCCACCGCCGGGGACCUGGACAAGCUCUGUGCCUCGCUGGAGUCCUACGUGAGAGCCUGCGAGAUCAACGGGGUGGCCCUCGGGGACUGGAGGAAAGACACCGUCUGUGCCACCGCUACAGCCAUACCAAUUCCAACGACUACAACCACCCCAUCUCCAGCUUUUUGCCCAUUAAAUUGCAAUUUUGACACUGAUGAGUGUGGAUGGCAGCAGCUUGUGCAGGAUAGUUUCGAUUGGACCAGACACUCAGGCCCCACCCCUUCGGCCCACAGCGGACCAACCAGUGAUCACACAACAGGAAGUGGCUACUACAUGCACCUGGAAGGUGACGGUGUGGUCCAUGGCGACUCGGCCCGUAUGAUGAGCCCAGCGUGCACCGUGCCAGGCGAGCACUGCCUGCGGUUCUGGUACCACAUGUACGGCACGUCCUCCCUCAUGGCGCUCAACGUCUACCAGCUGGCUGACAACAAGGCCACAAAGCUCUGGUCCAAGUCCAGCAACCAGGGCGACUCCUGGAAAGAGGCAAAGCUGAACAUUAAGGUCUCCCAGCCGUUUCAGAUCCUUCUGGAAGCAAUCAGAGGUUCCACUGAGUUGUCUGAUGUGGCACUGGAUGAUGUCUCGAUAACAUAUGGAGAAUGUGGAGGCUCAUCUAACACAGGCAUAGACCCUACCACCCUGCCCGCUGUGACAAAUGGAAACUCAGGAAAUCCUCACCCAGUUUGUGACCUCGGCUGUAAUUUCGACAGUAGCCUCUGUUCAUGGCACCAGCUGCUCACAGACAGUUUUGAUUGGACAUGGCAGAGUGGCUCCACCCCUACACUGAUGACAGGUCCCUCCUCAGAUCACACCAGUGGAGGUGGCCAUUACCUAUAUGUUGAAGGAGACGGAGUGCAUAACGGUGACACCGCUCGCAUCCUGAGUGGAGAAUGUUCUGAUCCGGGUCCCCAGUGUCUUCAGUUCUGGUACCACAUAUAUGGCACAGCGGACACCAUGGGCCUGAGUGUGUACCUUCUGGAGGAUCGACUGGCACAAGGAGUUUGGACCAAGAGGAACAACCAAGGAGAUGAGUGGCAUAAAGCAGAGAUUGACCUGAUGACUACAGGCCCAUUUCAGAUCAUUUUAGAGGGACGCAGAGGAACAACCGAGCUCUCUGAUGUAGCUGUGGAUGAUAUCUUCCUUUAUCGUGGUUCCUGCGCAGAUUUAGUGAAACCUCCAGUUAAUCCAGAAACACCAGCACCUCCAGUUAAUCCCGAGACACCAGCACCUCCAGUUAAUCCAGAAACACCAGCACCUCCAGUUAAUCCCGAGACACCAGCACCUCCAGUUAAUCCAGAGACACCAGCUCCUCCAGUUAAUCCAGAGACACCAGCACCUCCAGUUAACCCAGAGACACCAGCGCCUCCAGUUAACCCAGAGACACCAGCACCUCCAGUUAAUCCAGAGACACCAGCACCUCCAGUUAACCCAGAGACACCAGCGCCUCCAGUUAACCCAGAGACACCAGUACCUCCAGUUAACCCAGAAACACCAGCUCCUCCAGUUAAUCCAGAAACACCAGCACCUCCUGUAAAUCCGGAGACACCAGCACCUCCAGUUAAUCCAGAAACGCCAGCACCUCCAGUUAAUCCAGAAACACCAGCACCUCCUGUAAAUCCGGAGACACCAGCACCUCCAGUUAACCCAGAGACACCAGCGCCUCCAGUUAACCCAGAGACACCAGCACCUCCAGUUAAUCCAGAGACACCAGCACCUCCAGUUAACCCAGAGACACCAGCGCCUCCAGUUAACCCAGAGACACCAGUACCUCCAGUUAACCCAGAAACACCAGCUCCUCCAGUUAAUCCAGAAACACCAGCACCUCCUGUAAAUCCGGAGACACCAGCACCUCCAGUUAAUCCAGAAACGCCAGCACCUCCAGUUAAUCCAGAGACACCAGCACCUCCAGUUAAUCCAGAGACACCAGCACCUCCAGUUAAUCCAGAGACACCAGCUCCUCCAGUUAACCCAGAAACACCAGCUCCUCCAGUUAACCCGGAGACACCAGCACCUUCUGUAAAUCCGGAGACACCAGCACCUCCAGUUAAUCCAGAGACACCAGCUCCUCCAGUUAAUCCAGAAACACCAGCUCCUCCAGUUAACCCAGAGACACCAGCACCUCCAGUUAACCCAGAAACACCAGCACCUCCUGUAAACCCAGAAACCCCAGCUCCCCCAACUGUCAAACCCACCACAUCUGCACCACCGACCCCAUCGUGUCCAAGGAAUAGCCACUUCACUGACUGCAUGCCUGCCUGCCAGCCCACCUGUAAGCACCUGCACGGCUCUCCGAACUGCGACACAAAUGAGCCAUGUGUGGGGGGCUGUGUGUGCAAUGAUGGCUUUGUGCUCAAGGACAGAGUGUGCGUGCCCAUCCGAAAGUGUGGCUGCCAGGAUAACAAAGGACAGAACCAUUAUUUCGAUGAGGUCUGGUACACAGAUCACUGUGAGUUGAAGUGUGAGUGUGAGGAGGAUGAUGGUGAAGGACACAUUGAGUGUGACGAUGAUGAGUGUGACGGAGAUGACAUCUGUUAUAUGGAUGGAGAGGGAGAGUACACGUGCAAGUCCUCAGACUUCAGUGAGUGCACCAUUGAGGAGGACCCCGAGUACAGAACGUUUGAUGACAUGAAGCAUGACUUUGAGGGGACCCACUCCUACGUCCUGGUCCAAUCAAUUGGUCUGCCAAAGAACCUCCCAGACAUCUAUGUCGAGGGCAUCAACCGGAUAAAGAAUGAUCAGGACUGGGACAGCAGCGAGGAAGACCACCGUGAUGACCGUGACGACAGCAGUGAAGAGGAUGACAGCCAUGACCAUGGAGACAGUGGCUUCCCAAGGGAACUAAAGAUCAGAGUCUACAACCACACCGUGGAGUUUAAGAAGAACAGGAAACUCUACGUGGAUGGUGUAAGAUCUCAUCCACCAGUAUCACCAACCACAGGUCUCAAGGUCCUCCAGCGAUCCUCUCGCAUCUACCUUAAAACAGACUUCGGGUUCUCUGUCGAGUUUAAUGGAAUUGGCAAAACUGAGAUCAUCCUGCCACACACAUACAAGAGGAGAGUGGGAGGACUGUGUGGAAACUUCGACGGCAGGAAGAAGAACGACAUGAUGAAGCCAGACGGUAGCCAGGCCAAACGAGUUAAGGAGUUUGGAGAGAGCUGGAGAGUGACGGAGGAGAGGCUGAAUAUAAGAUGGAGGCGAUCAGCCAGGCGUGGUUUGUCCCGACCCUGAGAGAACAUCUACACGGCAAUGGCAAAGAUUUUAUACUUUGUUUUCCUUUUACACAAAAAAAGAUAUAUAACUUAAGCGUGUCACAUAUACACUAGUGCUUUCAUUUAAAGAUCCAGUUUAUUUUUGUUUGUAAUAUUUCCUUUUAGUAUUUCUGUAUGUUCCAUAGUCUAUUGUACAUUAGUCAUUAUAUACCACAUUAUAUAGCUACAUUAUGUCAGAUAUGUUGUGUAUAUUAUAUACAGGUAAUAUCAUCAAAUAAAGUGAUCACAUUUCUUUUACAUUU